GGGCUGAGGAGUGAAAACUGCAAAUUAGAGAAACUGAACCUGCGCUCAUGUGGUCUCACCUCCAAUGUUCCUCAUCUCUCUCCUCAGUCCUCUCUUCUCCACACUCACAGCUGACUAAACUGAACCUGAACGGAAACAAACUGGGAGAUUCAGGAGCUCAUCAGCUGUGUGAGGGUCUGCAGACCCCAAACUCUAAAUUAAAGAUACUGAGCCUGCACUCAUGUGAUCUCAGCUCAGAAUGUUCCUCAUCUCUCUCCUCAAUCCUGUCUUCUCCACACUUACAGCUGACUGACCUGCACCUGAACUUCAACAAACUGGGAGAUUCAGGAGCUCAUCAGCUGUGUGAGGGUCUGCAGACCCCAAACUGUAAAUUAAAGACACUGAGCCUGGUCUCAUGUGGUUUAACCUCCAGAUGUUCCUCAUCGCUCUCCUCAGUCCUCUCUUCUCCACACUCACAGCUGACUGAAAUGAACCUGAAAGACAACAAACUGGGAGAUUCAGGAGCUCAUCAGCUGUGUGAGGGUCUGCGGACCCCAAACUGUAAAUUAAAGACACUUUGGCUGUUUGAUAAUGAGAUCAGUGAGAGUGAGAAGAAGAACCUGAGGUCACUAGAGGAGGAGUUGAACAGGACUGGACGGCAGACGUAUAUCUACACAUGAGAAGACUGCACAUGCUGAUCAAGUGACCCCAGUGACGGUGCCCCCUGUCCACUCUCCCUGAAUUCUUUUCUUUAUUCUUUUAUAAUCUUCUCAGCUCUCCACCACAUUUAAUAAACUGUCCAUGUGUUCUUCUCA
Molecule: messenger RNA, 794 nt
Organism: Polypterus senegalus (gray bichir)
Lineage: Eukaryota; Metazoa; Chordata; Cladistia; Polypteriformes; Polypteridae
Product: NACHT, LRR and PYD domains-containing protein 3-like
Exons: 5
Coding region: 48-659 (203 amino acids)
Cellular component (GO): cytoplasm
Molecular function (GO): protein binding
Source: RefSeq, a predicted model, not a curated record